AUGGAUCCAUAUCCUAUUCCCUCCACACCUCGGGACUGGGCAGACAUCGUUGGUCAGAGACAUGCAACGGCCGACCCGUACGGUCUUGACAUUUCCAACAUCGGCCCAAAUGCUUUUUGCUCAGCCUCUAAGCUAAAGUACGAAGACUGGCUACUCCUCCGAGUUCUUUGGCAGCCCGCCACUGGCAAAGCGACGCACAAGACCAUCUUUGGAGACAGAGGUUCCGAUCUGAAAGCUGCCGCUGAUCGGCGACUCGCUAGCGAGCCAUGGAUGCAAGCUCUGAAAGCCCAAAGCCAUAAUCCCAUGGAGUGGUCAUAUAUGGCCGCCUGGAAAUUGAACCUCGCAGAAAUUGUCAAGAGAGUCAAAUGCCUGCAGAAUCUGGAAGAAGGCAAAAUCUACGACGACCCUGUACUGCGUUUCAGCCGCAUGCUCAUCAACCUCUGGGAGGGCAUAUCGCCGCUGACGUGCAGGCAGAUGCGCCACAAUGCUAAGGUCGGGCUCCCAGAUGUCUUCUUCGUCAGAGAGGUUGGCCAGACUUUCGCCGUUCUCGGCUGCAGCAGCUACUUUUCUACAGCUUGUCAGCAUCAAGGACACCACUAUAAGAGACGUGCUCGGGCUUACCCAUUCCACGUCAGAUUUGCCAGCAGAUCUCCUCGUUGA
Fusarium vanettenii 77-13-4 is the source of this 660-nucleotide messenger RNA. RefSeq lists its product as uncharacterized. The record is from RefSeq and is a predicted model, not a curated record. Bases 1 to 660 code for a protein of 219 amino acids. The transcript has 2 exons. NCBI's taxonomy places the organism in Eukaryota, Fungi, Ascomycota, Sordariomycetes, Hypocreales, Nectriaceae.